Molecule: messenger RNA, 5511 nt
Organism: Symbiodinium sp. CCMP2592
Lineage: Eukaryota; Dinophyceae; Suessiales; Symbiodiniaceae
Source: the annotation of a GenBank genome assembly
AUGCCUCCCGACCCUGACCCAGAGGAAGGCUGGCAGCCUGUGCGCCGUGGGCGCAAACCGAAACCUGCGCAUGACACUGCGCCCACUGCGGGCCCUGCGCCCGUGAGCAGUCCAAGCCCGCAAAAGCAAGUGUCUGUGCCCAACAAUGGCCCCAGACCUGCCUUGAACCUGGACCUCAGUGCUUGGUCUUCUCCCAAGACCAUUCUGCCGUUUCAGACUGUGCUUGACGCCCUUCAGGCAGGCAAGCUUCCCCAGGGCUCGGCUACGGUUGUUAACAGUGCCGCAGGCGUGGAUAAGCUCCAAUCGCUUGCUCAGGCUCAUGGCCUUGACGGCAAGUUUGCUUUGUUACUCAAGGCACCUGACUCUGGUCAGAAGCCCGAGCAUGCCAAAUCACUGAAACUUGCGUGUUGGGUGAGCAACCGCCGGGAGUUGACCAGCUGCUGGGCCAUCCCGCUGUGUGGGGAUCAGCUCCCUGCCCUCCCUCAGGCCAUGCCGCGUACCACUUCUUUCUGCCCCCAAGAUCGCGAUUUGGUCACCCUCCGAAUCACUGUGCCCAAGCCAUGUGUUGAGGCUGCUGUGUGGCAGCAGUGGCAUGGCACACCGUGGGCUGCCCUCAAGCAGUGGGCACCAGCCUUCCACUCAGCCAACGGUUUCAAAGAAACUCGCCUCGACGACGGCACUCUCCUGCUUGAGUGUUUCUUGAAAGUCGACCGCGCUGAUGUCGACAAAGUCCUUGCUAAAAACGGCCAGGAUGCUGUGUUUGCUGCCCGCCUGGCAAGCGAACAGGGUCGCAAAUUGCCGGUUGAGUGGAUUAGCACACAAUCAGGUGAAGAUGACCGCGCUUACUUCACCAGAGUGCGUAAGCAAGCUACUCAAGCGAAAGCUGGCAUCGCCUUCCGUCGAGGCGGUGGUGCUUAUCUAGGUUUGCGACAUGAGGCCUCUGCUGCAAAGCCAACGUUGCACGCUUGGGAAGUUGCUAAGGUGCCCUGGACUUGGACUGAGGAGGACCUGACUCAAUGUCUCCAGGGUGCUGGAUGUUCGGAUAUCGCCAUCCUGCGUCGCGGUGGAGGGCGUAAGAAAUGGGUCGUCAAGUGCAUUUUCCCAGAUGCCGAUGUUGGAGCCAUCACUGAAAUCCUCGCAGGGAAGACCUGCCUGGUGCUCACCAGGGCCCAAAGUCGCGCGCAUGUCGGUACCUCUACUCCGUUGAAAGCCCAUGCUGCUGCCGAACUCCGCGCGCCCACCACCCGUCCAGGUAAGAAAGACAAGUCCUCCAGUGCUCUCUGCGAGGAAAUCGAUUGUGGAGCUGAAGGGGCGUGUGGAUUUCUUUGCUUGGCCGCAGCCCUAGGAUUGCAAAACAAUGGAAGCUGGGACAAGAUCAGGGGCGAACUUGAUGUACGCUCCCGCACUUUGCGUUCUGAGAUCUUUACUUGGAUUGGGCGGCAUCGUAAAGAUGUUGAGCCGCUGUGGGAGCAAGAUGGCAAGGCCACUGAGGAGACCGAAGGCGGUGCCGUCCCUGACAGUUUCGACAGUUGGCACCAAUGCAUCCUCAGGCCCCGCAAAUGGAUUGAUGCGUUAUGCCUUUAUGCCGCUUCCCGUAGACUUCGACUCCGCAUAGUUGUUGUCAUGGGGACAAAGGACGAGGUCAAAACUGGCCGUGGUGCCGUCACUGCUUUUGGCAGCCUGUCGGGCACACCCGUUUACCUUGCUUUGCGCAGUCAGCACUACACGCUCCUGCGCUUCGACAACAGUGAUGAUGUGCCGCGUGAGUGGGCCAAUGCCAAAGAGGAUCUAGGCACACUUCACCAGUUGCUUGAGGACAUGCGUGGAGGAGGCAAGUCAUGGCUGCCCAGUGCCAGCUCUGCCGCCUCUCAGGGCGGCAACUCCGCCGUCACUUCUUCCAAGGCCGCGCCUACAGCUGGGUCUAAGAGGGCGUCUGAUGCCAUCCCUGCGGAGCAAAGAGUGUGGGAGUGCCGCCUCUGCCACAAGGGCUUGCCCGCAUGCCCGUCCAAGCAUGUCCGCGAUCUCAGUGUCUCGGCACACUUGGCGGUAUGCUGUCCUGGAGGCAAAGGUAAGAAGUACUAUGCCCCUCGCGAUGAUAACCGUCUUCUUGAAGCCUCCCGAAAGGGUGUCGAUGCCAUGACUGCCAGGCGCCACAAGCUCUUUCAGGAAUACAAAAGCACUAGCACGCAUGCCCUGAAGCUUGUUGCCUCGCACAUCUAUUGCUCGCGGUGCUAUGGGCGGUGGUCAAGCAUUAAUGAGCUUUCUCGAAGCACUGAGGAUUGCUGCGGCUUCUUGAACUACGACCGACGAUGGCGACUCUGGAGCACCUUGCGCAAGAACCCCUCUGCUUUGAAGCGUUUCUUGCAUGCCACAGGCAUCAAACGUGCGCAGAUUGAUGCCCUCGAAGCCCGCAUGCAGGGGCGACGCGGCAAAGUGGCCCUCAGCCGCAUCACGCCACUGCAGCGUACCCGUUGGUAUCGCGAUCUUUGCGCCGAAGGCAUUGAACCCAAUCCCGGCAUUGAACCCAAUCCAGGGCCAAAUGCUUCACGCCAGCUCUCCUUGCUCACCUUGAAUGUGGCGGAUAGCGCGAAUGCUUUCGAAGCUGCCAAAGUUUAUAUGCUCGCUAAAGUCCAUGUCAUUGCCCUUCAAGAGGUGUGCUUCUCCAAUCAGCAAGCCCAGGCCUUUGUGUCUCAAGCCAGCCGCUUAGGAUAUCAUGCUUUCCACGUGUCGGGCGCCACCACAAGGUCUCGCCGUGGUUAUGAUGUUCAUUCGGGCGGCGUCGCUGUCCUUGUGCGGCACAGCAUAAAGGUCCAGCCGGUGCGCUCUUGGCAAGGGGUCGCCGGGCAGUUUGUUGCUUUAGACUUUGGCUCCUUCUUCAUGGUGGCCGUCUACCGCAGACCGGAUGAUGACAGUGUCAGUGACAUGACCCAAGCUCUGUGCGAAAGGCUCUGGGCGCGUCGUGCCCGCCAACCUUGGAUUCUUCUCGGUGACUUCAACUGGACACCGGAAGAAAAUGAGUGGCUUGAGCUGCUUGAAGAUGAGUCCGCCGCCGUUGCUGGUCCCUGGGACCAUAGCUGCGCGAGAUGGUUUGCCACCAGAUGGGAGGGCCACCGCUGCAUCGACUAUGGUAUCACCAACUUGACCCACCGAUGCAAUGUUGUGCGUGAGCUCACCAGUUGGGGUGACCACAUUCCCAUCCGCAUUGCUCUUGACCUUGCUAGCGAUGCUGCAAACACUGAUCGUCUGCAGCCCACUGCCUGCUACACCUGCCCACAGGGCGUGACUGUCAGUGCGUGGCGGCUCGCUUUGGGCGCUGCGUGGGAGGAAGUGUGGCGCUCUCAUCCUGAUGCAGUGAAAGCCGCAUCUUUCACACCCUUGUGGAAGCUGCUUCUCGGCCCUGUGACUUCCAGUCAUUCGCGAUGCGCAAACUUCGGCGCUCUGCUCCUUCGCAGACGUGCCGCUCGGCAUGAGGGCCCGCUCACUCCCUUGCACACGGCCAUUGUCGAGUUGGAAACGCAGAUUCAACAAGUGCAGCACGCUGAGGCUUUGCAGCGCCUAAACCAGUGGAAAGAGAGUCUUCGUGCUUCCGACAGCUCGGUGCGGAAGUGGGUGCGGCGCAGCAACAAGCCGGCGCCUGCCUUUGUUUCGCUUGACGGUACUCCCAGCACCGGAGUUGCUUGCAGUCUGACCUUUCUCCGCACGUUCUGGCGGCGCAUUUGGCGACGAGAAGUCCGACCUGAUGACGCUAUCCGUGCUUGGAGUGCCGAGCAUGCCCGGCAUCGUGCUCAUGCGCCUCAACUCGGCUGGCAGCCGAUCACUGCUAGUGAGCUUCAACAGCAAGCUUGUGCUUCUGGAGGCAAAGCUGCCGGCCCUGAUGGCUGGAGCGGUGAUGAGAUCCAGCACUGGUCGCUCCCCAUGAUUGCUAGCUCUGCGUGGGCUCGCCGGGCCACCACGAGAGCGUGGCAACAGGCGUGGGCCCCGCUCGGUGCGCAUGGCGGCUUCCAGCAGCGAGGCGUGCACACCGCUGUACAUGCUUUGCAGAAUGCGUACGUGCACUGUUAUGGCAUUCUUUCUUUAGAUUAUGCCAAGUGUUUUGACCGCGCCCACCCCAGCACAGCCACACAUGCCCUCAGCCGGUUAGGUAUGCCUGCGGAAAUGGUCGACUUGUGCAGGUUUCAGUGGAGCCAACAGCACAGAUGGCUCGGUUUGCAAGGUUGCGUUAGUGCGGAGGCCGAAGUUGUUACUUCUAGCUUGCCUCAGGGAGAUGCCAUCUCCCCUAUGGCGCUUAACGCCAUCUUAUGGGCCCCCAUCCAAGCCUACUGCCGCGAGGAACCCACGGCGACUGCGGUUACCUACUUGGACGAUCGCAACGUGGUGGUCCAUGACCACGCUCAGCUCGUUCGCACCCUCCAGUUCUGGAUGCGCUGGGCUGGCAGGUUGGGCCUUGAAGAGAAUGUUGGGAAACAGAAAUUCCUCCCUCGGGGUUCUGCGGCUGCUCAGGAAGUCGGCCAAUCUAGGACUGUUGCAGUUGUGCACACACUUCGCAUUUUGGGAGUCGAUUUUCGCACCCGCAUUGAUGGCAAAAACAGGCCCACCUACCAAGACCGCCUGAACGAAGCCCGCCAGCGCCUUGGCCGCAUCGGCUGCCUGCCUGUCUCGUUUCUGGCCAAGUGCCAGUUCCUUCGACAGCUUGUCCUUCCUGUGGCAGUUUGGGGCACAUGGUUUGUUCAUGGCGCAGCCGGCACUUGGAAACAGCUCCAGCAGCGCCUCCUGGGCGUCUUGUAUGGAGGCAGGUCCCCUGCUUCGCCCGACCUGCGUGCUUUGAUGCAGGGCCAUAGCUUGGAUUUCCAAUUCAUGGCCGAUUACCAGACCAUCUCCAUGUGGGCCAAGCUCGUUCAGCUUGGCCGCGCUCGCUGGCAGCCCGGCGCCAUGAGAGGAACUUGGCAGUAUGCCGUUGCUGCCCGCCUUAAAAGCAUGGGCUGGCAUUUGCAGCUUGACGGCUCAUGGACUCAUCAGGCCAUUCCCAGACGAUGCAUCACUUGGGCUAGGAACCUGCAGACCGAGCGCAUCAAGCACUUACUCCGGGAAGCAUGGCGGCUUGAACGCUUUGAAGCGUGGAAAGCCUCGAGCAGACUGGAUGCUGUGGCUGCGGCUAACCCGACGUUCCAAGCAGCUCGAGUCAAGCAGGCUUGGCAGCUGUGGAAUGCCACCUGUGCUCAUGGCCGUGCAGUACUCACCGUUGCAGUGGUCAGCCCAGCACGGCUUCAGGCCAAUAAAAGCGGUGCUGCUGUGCAAUGGUGCCCUUUCUGCAAAGAGGGCUAUGCUCCUACGUGGGAUCACUGUGCUUGGAGUUGCCCGCACUUCGGUGCUUCUCGCCCCGCCCUACCUGGCGACGGCAUGCAGCGUAGGACGGGUUGGCCCGUGGCAGCGCGUACCAAAGCCCAAAAUCUGCGAGUGCUUGACCAUCUUGCUACUGUCCGCAAGAGCCUUGUUGCAUACCGAUGCCUGUAA